AUUAGGUUUUCAUUGUAUGUAACGCACAACUCUUUCAUUUGGUUUUCAUUCUUUUACCGAGUUCUUGCGAAAUCCUCUUGGCUUCCAUAUUUCAUAACGUAUCAUUCAUAAACCCUUAUGCCUUUUCCCUCUCUCAACAAUAGUAGACGGUAUUCCCAAUCCAUUGAAAAAAGAAAAAAAAAACUGUCAUCCUUGCAUUAAUUGGAUCCUCUCUAUAUAAUGGCCGAUCCCAAUCGAGAUCAACAUCAGUUCCAAUCGAAUAUGUUUUAAUGUACAUUUUAACAUCUUCCAUAUAAACUCAAGGAAGCGAAUGUAUAUUAUAACAUCUUUCAAUUAAGCAGGAUGUUCCUGAACCAUGGAUGGCCAGAUGAAUCCUCCAGCUAGAGAUCACAACAUUUAUGGAUGAAAAGCAAGCAAAUUAUCAGUUCUAUCAUGGUGGAUGCAAAUCUUUUAUUCACAAUCAAUACUGGAAAAUACUCUUUGUGAUGCAGGGUACUUUACUUAAAUGGCUCAUUCCCUUCAUGGGUAUGUUUUAACCUUAGCGCCUAUUCCUGUGCUGGUCUCAAUGUUCAAAGAGGCGGAACUGGAGCGCAUGUUGUUAGUGAAGGCCGAAAUUGAGGUGCUUCGUGAACAUAGAUUAGCGAAAAGGGAUUCUAUGAGUGUCCAGUUUGCGGAACGUCAUGAAGUGCAUCAGGCGGCUCAGAUGUCCGGACACAUGCCAUAUGCCAUUCGGUAUGCUUUAGAUGACGCAGUCACAACUCGGUACGCUGCCGACUCGCUUCUCAUGGAGUCCUCACUAAUGACAACGACUAUAGACCAUGCCAUCGCUGAUUGUCGUUCGUAUACCUCUGAUCAAGUGACUUCGCGGCUCCCGGGGUACACUCUGUCUUUAGUGGCUGCCUCAGCGCUCGUAAACCUGCUGUAUCCCAAAGAUGAGCUCGCGCGUCUACUAGCAUUAAGAGCAGAGGUGGAGAUACUGAGGGUUCUCAGAAAAACUCGCUUAGACAAAGCUCGUAAGGAGUGUGAUGAACUUGAAGGCGCUCUUGCGCUCGCUUGUAAUGCAAGAGGCAAGGGCAAAGUUAUGCGGGACAUCCGCAGGUUGAUAAGCGAGGCUAACCAGGAACUAUCUCAAGCCACCAUUCAUUGUGACGAGGGGCGUUUAAUGGCGGAAGCCGUGGAUAUAAACAUUCCCCGUUGUCGCGGGCUGAUAGUCGGUUAAUGCUGCGUGUCGUUUUGUGGCGACUUAUUUUGAUAGCU
Messenger RNA from Papaver somniferum (opium poppy), 1257 nucleotides. RefSeq lists its product as uncharacterized. NCBI's taxonomy places the organism in Eukaryota, Viridiplantae, Streptophyta, Magnoliopsida, Ranunculales, Papaveraceae. The transcript has 4 exons. The coding region runs from base 506 to 1219 and encodes 237 amino acids. The record is from RefSeq and is a predicted model, not a curated record.